Messenger RNA from Rhineura floridana, 3610 nucleotides. It is a transcript of the gene SMG8, whose product is annotated as SMG8 nonsense mediated mRNA decay factor. The transcript has 4 exons. The coding region runs from base 219 to 3305 and encodes 1028 amino acids. Gene Ontology annotation, biological process: nuclear-transcribed mRNA catabolic process, nonsense-mediated decay. The record is from RefSeq and is a predicted model, not a curated record. NCBI's taxonomy places the organism in Eukaryota, Metazoa, Chordata, Lepidosauria, Squamata, Rhineuridae.
CUCUAGCAUUGCAAAAGGCCAAAGGCCGUCUCGUUCCAGCCGCUGAAACUUAUUGGCUCCUGCUGCGAAGUCGCACGUCGCGUUCUUCCCUCCCCCGGUUCCGCAUCCCGCCGCGCCUGCGCGGUCGCUUCCUUCGUGCUUCCAAGCCCGGGGCGGCUGCGGAGCGACGUGCAAAAAGCAAGAGAAAGGCUCGUGGCCGCCCGGUGCGAAAGGCGAGGAUGGUGGGCGCGACGGCGGUGCAAGGCCCCGUGGGCUUGCAUGAAUUGCUGCUGGCGGGGGCCGAGGGGGACAGCGGCGCCAGCAGUGCUGCCGCGACCCCGGCCGCCGCGACCCCGGCCGCCACCGGCACUCCCAGCAGUAGCAGCAGCAGCUGCAGCAGCAUGGCACCCGGGGUUGUUAACCCGGGGGAGGAAGAGGAGGUCUGCGUGGUGGGUAUCUUCGGCAAGACCGCCUUGCAGCUCAGCUCGGAGAAGGCGGCCCUGGUGAACACGGUGUGCGACAGGCAAGUCUUCCCCCUCUUCCAGCGCGACGGUGAAGCCAGAUCCUCUGCCGGUGGUAGUGGUGGUGGAGGCGGAGGAGGCGGCGGCGGCGGCAGCACAGAGCCGAGAACUGUUUCUCCUUCUGCUUCUUCCUUCUCCUCUUCCUCUUCCUCCUCUUCUUCCUCCUUUUCGCAGGGCGACUACAACCUCCUGCAAGCCUAUUACAGCCAGGAUUGCAAAGUCCUGUACCUCGUGCUCACGUCCAUCUGCGACAGCCACCAGCUCCUGCAGGCAUGCAAGGACCUGGAAGCCAUAGGGGAGGCCCGAGGGCCCGGCCGCUUGGGGGCCCACCUGGGCCAGGGGGCCUCCCCGCUGCCCCAUGCUGAAGCCCACGAGUUCUGGAAGCACCAGGAGAAACUCCACUGCCUCAGCCUCCUCUACCUUUUCUCCGUCUGCCACAUCUUGCUGAUGGUGCACCCAACCUGCUCCUUCGACAUCACCUACGACCGGGUCUUCCGGGCCCUGGACGGCUUGCGGCAGAAGGUGCUACCCUCCCUGAAGGCCGCCAUCAAGGACUGCCCUGUUGGCAAGGACUGGAAGCUCAACUGUCGGCCUUGCCCGCCGCGCCUCCUCUUCCUGUUCCAGCUCAAUGGAACCCUGAAGGUGGAUCCCAUGCCGGGCAGGGGGCAGGACCUCUGUGGGCACCUGGACAAGCCCCCCACAAAGAAACACUCUCCCAAGCGGCGGCUCCAGCAUGCCUUGGAGGAUCAGAUCUACCGCAUCUUCCGCAAGAGCCGAGUGUUGACCAACCAGAGCAUCAACUGCCUCUUCACUGUCCCAGCCAACCAGGCCUUUGUCUACAUUGUGGCCGGUGGGGCGCAAGAAGGAGACGACCCCAUCGCCGUGUUGCUGGACCAGCUGCGGAGCAACUGCACCACCCGGGAGACUGAGGCCUCAUUGAUGCCCACCUUGGCUGGGCCCAGGAGGUACCAAUCGAUGCGGCAUGGGAGACAGCAGUUGUCUUUCCACGUGGAGAGUAGCAGCUCCAGCUCCUCCGGACAACUGGUGGACUGCACCUUGAAGGAGUUCCUGUUCCAGCACGUGGAACUGGUCCUUGGCAAGAAGGGCUUUGACGACAGCGUGGGGAGGAACCCACAGCCUUCCCACUUCGAGCUGCCCACAUACCAGAAGUGGGUGGCCACUGCCCUGAAACUGUAUGAGGUGGCUAUUGAAGGCAAGGACAGCGAUCCUUCUUCGGCCAUUGGGGAGCUGACUUCCAAGAUCAUGGGGAGCAUCAAGGUUCUGGAAGGCUACUUGGACAUAGACACCAAGUUUUCGGAGAACCGCUGCCAGAAGGCCCUUCCGAUGGCCCACAGCGCCUACCAGUCCAACCUGCCCCACAACUAUACCAUGACUGUCCACAAGAACCAGCUGGCCCAGGCCUUGCGGGUGUACAGCCAGCACGCCCGGGGACCGGCCUUUCACAAGUACGCCCUGCAGCUGCAUGAGGACUGCUACAAGUUCUGGAGCAAUGGACACCAACUGUGCGAAGAGAGGAGCUUGACCGACCAGCACUGUGUGCAUAAAUUUCACUUGCUCCCAAAGCCCGGGGAAAAGCCUGAACCGGAUAGGAACCCACCUGUGUUGUAUCACAACAGCAGGGCUCGCUCCACUGGCACCUGCAAUUGUGGGAGGAAACAAGCACCCCGGGAUGACCCCUUUGACAUCAAAGCAGCAAAUUACGAUUUCUAUCAGCUGCUGGAAGAGAAAUGUUGUGGGAAACUAGACCAUAUCAACUUCCCCGUGUUUCAGCCGAGCACGCUGGAUCCGGCGCCGGCUAAAAACGAGACGUCGCCCAGCCCUCCGGAAGCGGAAGCUGAAAAACUGAAGGAGAAAGAGCCGCACACGCAGGGGGAGAGCACCAGCCUGAGUUUGGCUCUCAGUCUGGGUCAGUCCACAGACAGCCUGGGUACUUACCCUGCCGAUCCCCAGGGCGGAGGUAACAACGCGGAGGCUCACGGGCAGGCAGCCGAAUCCAAAGGGGAGAAAAGGACAAGCUUGGUUGACCGCCAGGCCUCAACGGUGGAGUAUCUGCCUGGGAUGCUUCAUUCAAAUUGCCCAAAGGGCCUUUUGCCCAAAUUUUCCAGCUGGUCGCUGGUGAAACUUGGCCCUGCCAAGACUUACAACUUCCACACUGGCUUAGAUCAACAGGGCUUCAUCCUGGGAACAAACUACUUGAUGCCUUGGGACAUCGUCGUCAGGACACGGACGGAAGAGGAGGGGGAGCUGGACACCAGUUCCUGGCCAGCUCCGAACAAAGCUGUUCCUGGGAAAAGAAGCGCGGUGGUCAUGGGGAGAGGGAGGCGGCGGGAUGACGUGGCCCGUGCCUUUGUGGGGUUCGAGUACGAGGAUGCCCGUGGCCGGAGGUUCAUGUGCUCGGGGCCCGAGAAGGUCAUGAAGGUGAUGGGCGGGGGGCCAAAGGAAUCAGCUCUCAAAGCUCUCAAUUCUGAUAUGCCCCUGUACAUCCUGUCGUCAAACCCGGGGCGGGGGCUGAAGCCGCACUACGCUCAGCUGAUGAGACUCUUUGUGGUGGUACCCGACGCUCCACUCCAGAUAAUACUGAUGCCACAGGUUCAGCCAGGGCCCCCUCGCCCAGUGUUUUAUCCAGAGAAACAAGAGAUAACUCUUCCUUCUGAUGGACUAUGGGUCCUCCGAUUUCCUUAUGCCUACGUGACAGAACGUGGGCCCUCUUUCCCUCCAAAAGAAAACCAGCAGUUGAUGAGUCACAAGGUGCUCCGAGGAAUACUGAAAGCAGUGAUACAAUAAGACUUACUGGACUGCACAAGAUUAUUGGCUUUGGAAUUCAUUUUUCCUCCUGCCCUCCAGUCUAAAUGAUGGAUUUUGAUUACCCACAGCUGGAAUUAUACAGCAAUCACUGUUUUGAUUUUGUUAAGCCAAUGCACUUAAAGACCCUGGGGCUGAAACUAUAUGUACAGGCCAAGUCUUAUUGAAGACACUGGAAGGGGGGACAUAUUAAUGCUGGAGCCAAAUUAAGUUUUGGCUUGCAGAGGUCUGUGGAUUGAGAUGAUAAAGGAGAAAAAUAAAACAUAAAACGCUUCUCUAUUGUUAAA